CUGGGCGUUUCUUUGUGAAAUUCUCGUGUCCCAGGCAGAGAAAGUAAAAGGAUGAGUUUGAGAUAUUGAAAAAGCCAGAAAUGUCUCCGUCUAGAAUUGAAAUAUCUAGCUAGUAAGGCUGACUGCAAAGGAGUUUCUACCCCGAAGUGAUCUGGCGAAGAGCAAACUGUGAGACCAAAUUUGCACUAAUGCAACGAAGCUUGAGCUCUAUAAGGCGGUAGAGGGAAGUGAAGGGGUGGAGCUUUAUGAGCUUUCUGGAACACUAACUGAAGGAACCAGAGUAACAGGUCUGAUUAGGGAACACCGGAUGCCUAUGGCAUGAUGCCUGGAAAGAGACAGCUUGGAGUGAGGAGUUAGACAGAGGAGAGGACAGGAGCGGAGAGCAGUGACCAGAACCCUACACUCUACCCUACCCCUACUGGCUGCUGCAGUGUGGCUGUGCAUUGCGGUGCCACUCUCAAACCCCACUGUGAUAUUCCUCAGCCAGGCAGGAACCAUGCCGGCCCUGGCCACCGGAUCUGGAAAUGACUCAGAUCUGUAUGAGCUGCUGUCUGCCCUGCCCUCCCAGCUCCAGCCCCACGUUGACAGCCCGGACGACAGCACCUUUAUACACGACAUGUUCGGAGAGAGGAGCCUCCACUCGCUGGUCAAGAUCCACGAGAGGCUGCAGCACUAUGAGCAUCGCAGUCCUGCCCCCGUCCUGGACAGCGCAGGGUCCCUAGCCACUGACCUGUCUGAGGAACUGCAGGUUAAAGGUGGCAGUGGAGGAAUCAGAGAGCUGCUAAAACUACUGGCUAAACCCCACGUCAAGAGUCUUCUGUCCGUCCAUGACACGGUAGCCCAGAAGAGUUAUGACCCCGAUCUGCCUCCGUUGCCCGAUGACAUCGAUGAUGACGAGGAGUCAGUGAAGAUCAUACGACUGGUCAAGAACAAGGAGCCUCUCGGAGCCACAAUAAAGUGUGAUGAGCACACAGGAGCCAUCCUUGUUGCCAGGAUCAUGAGAGGUGGCGCUGCAGACAGAAGUGGUCUGAUCCGUGUAGGCGACGAGCUGAGGGAAGUGAACGGGAUUCCUGUGGAUGACAAGAAGCCUGAUGAAAUCCUCCGCAUUCUGGCCCAGUCUCAAGGGGCCAUUACGUUUAAAAUAAUACCAGGUAUCAAAGAGGAGGCACCGAGCAAGGAGCCCAAGAUGUUUGUGAAGACACUGUUUGACUACGAACCAGCGGAGGACAAAGUCAUCCCGUGUAAGGAGGCGGGUCUGACCUUCAAGAGGGGAGAUAUCCUUCAGAUCAUGAGCCAGGAUGAUGCAACCUGGUGGCAGGCCAAACAAGACAGCCAUGCCAACCCCCGCGCCGGCCUCAUACCCUCCAAAGAGUUCCAGGAGAGAAGAUUUGCACUGCGUCAGCCCGCCACCCAUGUUUUUCAGGCCCAGAAGAUCUCCAACAGAAGAUCAUCUGGUUUUCGCCGGAGCUUCCGCCUCAGCAGGCGAGACAAGAAGACCAACAAAUCCAUGUAUGAGUGUAAGAAGAGUGAGCAGUACGACAUGGCUGACGUGCCCACCUACGAGGAGGUGACUCCACACCGCAGGCAGAGUGGGGCCAUGCACAGGCUUGUGGUCCUCGUCGGUCCCGCGGGGGUAGGUCUAAAUGAGCUGAAGACGAAGCUGCUGAUCUCUGACCCCCGACACUUCAGCGUUACCGUGCCACACACCAGCCGGCCGAAGAGGAACCAGGAGAUUGACGGGGUGGAGUAUCACUUCAUCUCCAAAAAUAUAUUUGAGACGGACAUCCAAAACAACAAAUUCGUAGAGCAUGGUGAGUAUAACGGGAACUACUAUGGGACCAGUCUGGACUCUGUGCAUUCUGUCCUGUCCAAGAACAAGGUGUGCCUGCUGGACGUUCAGCCUCAUAUGAUAAAGCACUUGAGGACGGCAGAGUUUAAACCCUACGUGGUGUUUGUGAAGCCGCCGCCCAUCGAGCGCCUGCGGGAGACCAGAAGGAACGCGAAGGUCAUCUCAGGCAAAGACGACAAGGGAUCCGCCACGCCAUUCUCGGAGGAGGACUUCCUGGAAAUGGUGAGCACCGGCCAGCAGAUGGAGAGCCAAUACGGCCACUUGUUUGAGAAGGUGAUCGUCAACGACGACCUGACAGCAGCAUUCAGUGAACUGAAUGGGGCUCUGAAGAAGAUGGAGACAGACACUCACUGGAUACCCAUCAGAUGGACUCACUCCUGAGAACCACGGAGAGAGAGAGACUUUUUGAGAAAGAAGAUUAAAAAGGGAAGGACUUUUUAACAAAGUUGUUAGUAUAUUUAUAUAUUUUACCCUUAUUUCUGCCAUGUGUGUGGUGGGCGUUGUUGGAUAGCAGUGAACUGACUUUAUAUAUUGCACUACCCACAGGGCUCUGGUCAAGGUACUAUGUAGGAAAUAUGGUGCCAUUUUGGGACGAAUCCUGUAUCUCUCUCUGGGUCUUCCACUGGGCCCUGUCCAGCUCAGUCAAUUAUGCAUCAAUGCACUGGACAUCUUGAGUCAAUGCACUGGACAUCUUGAGGGUGGGGCUGGUCUGAUCUGGUUUUAGACCGCUGCUCUGUCUUCAGAUCGCUUUCACUGUGACUGCCAAUCAGUGCUGUGCCAGUACGUACUGUAACUACGAGCUCCUUCCUUAGUGUGUUUUUAACAUUAGUUUAUAGAAAACAAAGGGAUUUGUAUUUUUCUGUUUCUGGAUUGACAGUGGGUGGUGUUUACAUGUACAUUUCUGUAUGUUUUACUGCAAAGCCUCAAGAAGAGAAUAAUGGGGAAAGAGAUACAAAUAAACAUUUUGCCUUCAAGUCUUAAACUCCGCUUCGGUCCAAAAGUUCACCCUUUUCUCUAUGUAGUGCACUACUUUUGACCAAGGCCCAUAGCAAUCUGGUCAAAAAUAGUCCACUAUAUAGCGGUAGGGUGCCAUUUCUGAUGCACCUUCAAACUCCGAUAAACUAUGCCCUUGCUGUUUUUAACACUUCCAUGGACGGUUAUGCCAAGAUGGCAAAGCAAAAUGGUACAGUACACUCAUCGAAGGGCAACAACAGGUGUCAUUUUAUUUAAGAGAAAUGAAUAUAUUUUCAUAUUUUUCUGCUAUUUUACAUACCUUUUAUAUAUGACAUAUUUCUAACAUAUUUUAUAAAGAAGCACCAUGAUACUGUCACUGUAUAACCUGAGGUGAUUCCUGACGUUACUUUGAUGUUGGAAGCCUUCUUUCAAGGCAUCAGACAGUGUCUUGUCGUCGUACCUCAAGUUCCCGUGCCCUACUUACACAGAGUGCGUUCUAAACGGCACCCUUAUUCCCUAUAUAGGGAUUUAGGACAACGCCUAGGUGUUUUAUACUUUUUUAUUUAGGAGAUAUUUAAAAAAAGAUAUUUAAACCCUACUUUGAAUACUUUACUCAUGACGGUGACCAGGCAGCAAAACAAUUUGCCAAUUAAACUACCAGACAUCGGCUUGUCAUUUGUAAGUAAAAUGUUCUCAGUCUAGUAUAAUUAGGGUGGAGUGGAGUUAGCCUUAAUUUAUUAUCAUAAAACAGGCCUAAAACAAGGAACCUAACAGAGGGCUCCAUAGCGCUAAUAGAUUUACAACAGACCGAAGAAAAAAAAGUAGCUGCUUCUAACUUAACAAGGUUCAGGUUAUAUAGAGAAAGGUUAGAGUUGCUAGUCCUCCACACCUCUUUCAAUUUCCCUCCUGUCUGUCUGUCUGUCUGUCUGUCUGUCUGUCUGUCUGUCUGUCUGUCUGUCUGUCUGUCUGUCUGUCUGUCUGUCUGUCUGUCUGUCUGUCCCUCUACCCUUUCCCUGCUAUUCAGUUUCUGUACCCCACGGUUAGGUGGCUAGACUAUAAAGUGUAUGUUGGAUUCUUUGAUGAGAUCAUUUCUGGAGCUAUGAUGUUGAGGGUUUAAAAAUUCUGGUAACUUUCCCCAAAUUGUAUGGACAGUUACCAGAAUUUUGCAACCCUAAUCAUGUCUGAUGUUCAAAGACCCUACACAAAUGGAAGGUUCAUUCGGCUUCCUCUCGACAUUUCAUACAAUUCCUCCUGUAUAGGGUAGCAAUUAUUUAUAUUUUUUUCAUUCCUUGGUUUUCCAGGAUUCCUGGUUGGAAUAUUCCUGGAAUCAGGAGGGAAUUACCAGGAGAUCCUCGAAUCCUUACCGGAAUUCUCCAACCCUACUUCUGUAGUCUGGGUUUAGGCCCUGCUGGGUGCAGUGACCUCACGAUUAGUGACCUCAUGUUCUCUCUCUUCCCAAGUUUUCACACUUACACCACCAACCAUAGGUGUUAGUUAGUUAGCUCCGUUUCCAGCUAAGGUCAUGAAGAGGCACCACAGCUAUCUCUCUCUCUGUCUGGUGUCUGUUUUCUCUUUUAAAGCUGUUCUCUCUAUCUCUCUCUCUGUCUGGUGUCUGUUUUCUCUUUUA
Molecule: messenger RNA, 4430 nt
Organism: Oncorhynchus tshawytscha (Chinook salmon)
Lineage: Eukaryota; Metazoa; Chordata; Actinopteri; Salmoniformes; Salmonidae
Gene: mpp7a
Product: membrane palmitoylated protein 7a
Exons: 18
Coding region: 497-2230 (577 amino acids)
Biological process (GO): protein localization to adherens junction
Cellular component (GO): cell-cell junction; plasma membrane
Molecular function (GO): protein binding
Source: RefSeq, a predicted model, not a curated record